GCCUUUCCCAGAACCUCCGCGGGACCGACGGCUGCUCCUCUCCUGUUAUACCUCGGUGUCGCGUGUCCUGGCGCGCGUCUCCGGCUCGGGUCGCGCCCCCGGGAGGACGGUGGGAGGUCGGCGACAACGGCGCCUGAGGUGCUGUUUAUGUGUUAAAAGCAGGUUUUAAGGAAUGGUUUUAUCAGAUUUUCAUGAGUUAUGGUGGCUGAAACAUCAAUUCUGUCUUGUGGGAAAAGAAUUAAAUGGCAGCACAAAAGGAAAUCUGUAUCAAUAGAAUAUUUUAUUAAACGAAGGAAAUUAAACAAGAACUGCAAACAAACAGACUCAACAAACAAGGAAGGAAACGUAUUAGCCAUAAGAUAUGUUUCAAAUGAGGCAAAACCCAGUAACUGUAGACUUCAGAAGAAAAAAGUUUUUAACAAUUUUGUCAAAAUAGUCAGGUCGGUGAUAAUUAACUCCAGCAAUAGGGCUAGGCCUGAAACUAACAUUAAUUAAAAGUUAGCAAAACAGAUUGAAUGUGAAUUAAGUUUUUCAUUAAAAAACUUCUAAAAAAUCAAAUUAGAAUUAAAUUUUCUUCAAAUUUCUGUUGCCUUGCUAAGAAAAGCAACUAUCGUUCAGUAUUCGUGCCCGCUUUUUUCAUGUUCUAGUUAUGACAGAAACCUUAUUUGAAGCAAACUAGUAUUUUUGCUGAAAAUGUAUGUCAGCAUCAGUUAAAGUUUAUUUUUAAGACCUAUUCCUCAGUAAUUAUACUGGAUACUCAGCAUUUGCACACAGCAGGACGCAAAAGUCCUCUUAAAAACUACUCAGAACAGGAAGACAGUUUUUGGGAGUGAUGUCCAUUCCAGAGAAAUCAAAAGAAAAUUCCUCUGGCGUUGUUAAAGAAAGUGAAGAUAAGAAUUCAGAAAUAGAAAUUCAAGGUUCUCAAAACAGUCCAAUCAAAAAAUCAGAUUCAAAGGAAGCUGUGAAGUCAUUGGUUAAGUCUUCCAGUGAAAGUAACAUAAAUCAGCCUGAAUUGGGAACACGCAUGAGUACAAGGUCAUCAAAGGCAUCUUCCAAUGAUAAAAAAGCUACUAAAUCUAUUUGUAAAAAUAUGGUAACUGUGAAAGGACAUUCACAACAAGAAUCAAUAAAAAGAAAAUUAUGUCAGAAAAAAUUAGAUGAAACCCCUAAAGCAAAUGAGCAGCUUAACCGGAGAUCACAAAGACUACAACAGUUAACAGAAUGCUCAACAAGGUCUUUGCGCAGUAGAGACAUUCAGCGUCAAGUUCAAGCAGUUAAACAGAGUUUGCCACCAACCAGAAAAGAGCAUUGUAACAGUAUUCAAAGUAAAUCUAAUAAAACAAGUAAAAAACAUGUGAAAAGAAAAGUACUAGAAAUAAAGUCUCAUUCUAAAGAGGAUGAAAAUUCAGUCAUUAAUGAAGUAAUAAAUUCUCCGAAAGGAAAAAAACGCAAAGUAGAGGAUCACACAGCUAACACUUGUAGUUCUCAGUCCAUACAAGGGCCUGAAAAAUGUCUUCAGAAAACUACUAGAAAAGAAGAAACAAAACCAGUGCCUGUCAAUUCUGAGAUAAAAAGAUCAAAAGUGGCUACUUCAGUGGUUUCUAAAAAGGAUGAGUUGAAGAAGUCAUUUUAUACACAAGUGAAUACUAGCACAAAAUCCCAAAAAAGUCCACUGCCUUCAGUGCCUGAACAAAGUGUUGAGGAGUUGGAGCAAGCAGGAAAGAGCAAAAGAGGUAGUAUUCUCCAGCUCUGUGAAGAAAUUGCUGGUGAAAUUGAGUCGGAUACUGUAGAGGUGAAAAAAGAAUCUUCCCAAAUAGAAAGUGCAAAGGAAGAGAUACCCACAGAAAUAAAAUUGGAAGAGGCAGAUGUUGACAGACAAAUACUUCAUCAGAAGGAAACAGGUCAGGAUGUGCAAUGUAAUCGCUUCUUCCCCAGCAGAAAAACAAAGCCCAUGAAGUGUAUACUAAAUGGAAUAAACAGCUCAACUAAGAAGAACUCCAACUGGACUAAAAUUAAACUCUCAAAAUUUAACUCUGUGCAGCAAAAUAAGUCGGACUCUCAAGUUCACCCUAAAUUGGGCUUACUACGAACUGGUUUUUCACCACCAGUUUUAGAAAUACAUCAUCCAGUGACUCAGAAUACAUUUUUAGGGACAAAACAACAUGAUACAAAUGUAACUUGCCAACAGGAAAAAAUGAAAGAAAUUACAUCUGAAGAAGUUAAAAUUAAUGAUGUUAGAGUUGAAAUUACUAAAACCACAAAAAGGGCACCUGAAAAUUGUCAUUUGGAUAAUCUGAUAAAUCCUUCUCCUGACCUACCAUUGGAUAAUCAGAGGAAACCUACCUUUGACUCAACACCAGAUAAGAAUUUCAGCUUAUGUUUGGAAUCCAAGCUGGAAAACAAUCUAGUAGAAAACACCACUGCUGUUUCAACUCCGCUCAGUCAAACAAAAAUUGAUACAGGAGAAAGUAAAUUUUCAGGUUCAAUUCCCAAACAGCACAGUAUACUCAAUAACCAAACAUCUAAGGAGAGUGAUAACAGGGAAAAUCAUUCUUGGCUUAAAUGUAGUUCCCAUUUGGAGAUAACAAUUCCAAAAGAUUUGAAACUAAAAGAAGCAGAGAAAUCUGAUGAAAAACAGUUAGUCAUAGAUGCUGGACAAAAAAGACUUGGAGCAGUGUCCUGUAAUGUUUGUGGGAUGCUCUACACAGCUUCAAAUCCAGAAGAUGAGACCCAGCACCUGCUUUUUCACAACCAGUUUAUAAGUGCUGUCAAGUACGUGGGCUGGAAAAAAGAGAGGAUUCUGGCUGAAUACCCUGAUGGCAGGAUAAUAAUGGUUCUUCCUGAAGACCCUAAGUAUGCUCUGAAGAAGGUUGACGAGAUUAGAGAGAUGGUUGAUAAUGAUUUAGGUUUCCAGCAGGCUCCGCUAAUGUGCUAUUCCAGAACUAAAACCCUUCUCUUUAUUUCUAAUGACAAAAAAGUAGUUGGCUGCUUAAUUGCAGAACAUAUCCAAUGGGGCUACAGAGUCAUAGAAGAGAAACUUCCCGUUAUUGGGUCAGAAGAAGAAAAAGUCAGAUUUGAAAGGCAAAAAGCUUGGUGCUGCUCAACAUUACCAGAGCCUGCAAUAUGUGGGAUCAGCCGGAUAUGGGUGUUCAGCAUGAUGCGCCGCCAAAAGAUAGCAUCUCGCAUGAUCGAAUGCCUGAGGAGUAACUUUAUAUAUGGCUCAUAUUUGAAUAAAGAAGAAAUUGCUUUCUCAGAUCCCACUCCUGAUGGAAAACUGUUUGCAACACAGUACUGUGGCACGGGGCAGUUUCUGGUAUAUAACUUUAUUAAUGGACAGAAUACCACCUAAAAAAUCUUGCCUACAGUACUAGAAGACAUCUAUUGAAGAGAAUGGAUUGGUUGCUGACUUUAACCAGGAACUAGGGCCAUUUUUAUUACAAUGAACUCAGGACUGGCAACAACCAUGUGGUUGUUCCAUUUUCAUAAAAUUGGAAACAAUGCAGUAAUAGCUUAUUGUUUUGUUUUUUAAAGAAGAUAUUUUAUUAUCUUUUACAGAAAUUUAUGAUUGAUGUAUUUUAUCUAUAGUUAGACAUGUUUACAUGCAGCAGAUAAUUUGUUCAUAGUGGACUGAAAACUAAUGCAAGGACUACGGUCUCAGUGAUAAGUAUAUUUUGAAGUUCUUAAUAUGGAAAUAUACCAGUGUAGCUUGGUACUGUAUUUUUUAUAUUGAUCUGCUGAUACCAGUUAUAGGUUUAAAGAUUGUAUUUUCGCAGAGUGGAAACCAAUGUUUUUGAGUUACUUUUGAAGGAUGUUGCAGUAUUAUGUGUUUAGGAAUUGGAAGCUAAUUCUUAAAAGGCCUGAAGUAUACUUUGAAGAAACCCCUACAGAAAAGGAAAGCUGUAAGCGCAGGAGAAUUUGGAAUAGUUAGCUUUUUCUUCCAUUUCUCUGUCCUACCCUUGAUGGUAGGAAGGUGGGGAAGGGGAUGAAGAACUGAGGCUUUCCUUCAUGGAGAGCUACAGAUGACUAGGACUAUAAAGGGUGCCCUCUGAGUUCAUAGUUUUAUUCUGGUUUCAGUUUUUAAUUUUUGUUUUUAAAUAAAUGACAGCUUGGCACAACUGGAUUAUGAACAAAUCUCAAAGAGGAUUCUAAAACUAUGGAAUAGCUGCAAACUAAAUGUGGAUGACUUGGUAUCUGCUUGUUACUCCUCAGAAAUACUGCACUGUGUGUAUGCCCUCAUUAUGGGACUUCAUUUUGAUACUUGUCUGUCCUUCCUAGUGCCCUCUGCUUUUAAAGGGUUUAUAUACUGAAAAACUGCUGUGGCCUUUUAUGACCUGUAUAUAAAGUAGAAUAAAAUAAUAAAAUACUUGAUAGCUUUUUCUAAGUGAUAAAUGUAUUAAGAUAAAGUUGUAUUGUCAUUUGUGCUUUUUCAGGGCUUUACUUAAGUUUGAGACCUUGAAAUAUGCUUAAAAUAUUGGCUUCUUAAAGGUAAUUUUCACCAGUUUGCCAAAGGAUCAUUAUGUCAGCAGAAUUUAAUCUGCAGUUGGCAGAAUCUUUUGUGAUUAUUUUAGUAACGUGGUACUUUUCCAGUCUGAGAGAAAUAAAGGGCAAAGCCCACGCAUGAGAAAUGA
Heterocephalus glaber (naked mole-rat) is the source of this 4628-nucleotide messenger RNA. It is a transcript of the gene Esco1, whose product is annotated as establishment of sister chromatid cohesion N-acetyltransferase 1. The record is from RefSeq and is a predicted model, not a curated record. Gene Ontology annotation, biological process: mitotic sister chromatid cohesion. Gene Ontology annotation, molecular function: protein-lysine-acetyltransferase activity. Gene Ontology annotation, cellular component: chromatin; nucleus. NCBI's taxonomy places the organism in Eukaryota, Metazoa, Chordata, Mammalia, Rodentia, Bathyergidae.